Messenger RNA from Oncorhynchus keta (chum salmon), 7573 nucleotides. It is a transcript of the gene plag1, whose product is annotated as pleiomorphic adenoma gene 1. NCBI's taxonomy places the organism in Eukaryota, Metazoa, Chordata, Actinopteri, Salmoniformes, Salmonidae. The transcript has 3 exons. Gene Ontology annotation, biological process: regulation of transcription by RNA polymerase II. Gene Ontology annotation, molecular function: DNA-binding transcription factor activity, RNA polymerase II-specific; RNA polymerase II cis-regulatory region sequence-specific DNA binding. The record is from RefSeq and is a predicted model, not a curated record. Gene Ontology annotation, cellular component: nucleus. Bases 249 to 1718 code for a protein of 489 amino acids.
GCUGGAAAGAGGGGAAAGCAAACAAUUUUCAGGCCCGCCGCGUCUAGCAAAAAAUAUGAGAAAAAAAUUAUAAAAAAUUCGGAAAAUAGUUGAAAGUCAAGAAAAACUCCGUAGAAAGGAUGUUAAGGCUCCUGGGGUGCCUGAGUCCUGGCGGUGUUGAGCACAUAAAACUGGAGAGAGAACAAGCGUCGUUGACAGUAGGUGGGCACCGCGUCCUUGUCCAACCAGCCGCGCUGCCCUAGGGUGCCAUGGCCACGGGAACCCAGGGGCACUUAGACCACGUUACGGAUAAAGCCAGGCUCGCGGCGGCCACAGGGAGGCGCAAGAGAGCGGAGGCGGGCAAGCCCAGGAAGAACUUCCCCUGUCAGCUGUGCGAGAAGGCUUUCAACAGCGUGGAGAAGCUAAAGGUGCACUCCUACUCACACACAGGAGAGAGACCGUACCGGUGCUCCCAUCAGGACUGCACCAAGGCCUUUGUCUCCAAAUACAAGCUGCAACGGCAUAUGGCGACACACUCGUCAGAGAAAACCCACAAGUGUACGUACUGUGAGAAAAUGUUCCACCGCAAGGAUCACUUGAAGAACCACCUGCACACUCACGACCCCAACAAGGAGGCCUUCGCCUGCCAGGAGUGCGGCAAGAGCUACAACACCAAGCUGGGCUUCAAGCGUCACCUGGCCCUUCAUGCGGCCAACAGUGGAGACCUCACCUGCCAGGUGUGCCUUCAGCCGUUCGCCAGCACCGGCCUUCUCCUGGAGCACCUUAAGACCCACGCCGGCAAGUCCUCGGGCGGCACCAAAGAGAAGAAGCAUCGGUGCGAGCACUGCGAGCGCCGCUUCUACACACGCAAGGACGUGCGCCGCCACAUGGUGGUGCACACAGGCCGCAAGGACUUCCUGUGCCAGUACUGCGCCCAGCGCUUUGGCAGGAAGGACCACCUGACGCGCCACAUGAAGAAGAGCCACGCCCGUGAGCUGCUGAGGGUCAAGACGGAGCCGGCCGAUUCGCUGGACUCACCCUUUUCCUGCGGGCUAGCCGGAGGCGUCAAGGGCGAUCUGGCCACCAUGUCGACGCCGCACAGGCAGCUCCAGCUCAACCUGUACGGUGGCCCUCUGCUGCCACAGCACCACUGCCCCACCAUGCCCCCCCUGGACACAGAGCCCAACCCCCCACACCCCUUCCCCCUAAAGUACCAGCUGGGCUCUAAUCUUACCUCAUACUCCGUCUCCACUCUGGAGAGGGAGCAACAUCUAAAGGGAGAACUGGAGACAUAUCUGAUGGAACUGCAGAGCGGCAUGCCGUCCUCCUCGGCCGAGGGGGCUCAGCUAUCCUCCGCCUCCAAACUGGAGUUAGACUCCCAGGUGGGCUCGUUGGAUGAGACCUCGUCUGACGAGGCAUCUCUGUCCAAAAUCUCGGGGGCGGCGGGCGAGUCGCUGGCUUCCUCCUCAUUGCUCGAUUUCUCACAGCUCUUCAACUUCCUGCCCUUGAACAGCCCUCCUUAUGGGCACCAGGUGACAGCCGGUGGGGGUCUAGGCGGGGUCUCCUUCCCGCCAGAGGAGGUACUGUCUCUCGUCCAGCUUCCGCCCCAGCCCCUGGAUUCUCAUGAGGUGACAGGGAGCGGGGAGGAUGUAAGCCCCCUCCACAGCCUCUCCUCCUCCUACACCUCUAACCUGAGCACAACCACCACACUGCCCCGCUUUCACCAGGCCUUCCAGUGACACAACACACACGCAUGCACACACACUUACACACGUACAGUAAACACACACAGGCUGAUAAAAAAAAAAUAUUUUCAUGCCAGUAACACAUUUUUGAAUAUGUCUGCACAAAACUACGACGUAAUAGCACUUCUGUUCAACAGUUAUGGGAUUCUACACAUACAGAUACAGUAUAUUAGAUGUAUGGGUGUGUAUCAGCACUGACAUAUACCACAUACACAAGUCGUUUGGCUCAACCACAUAGCUCAAGCCAUGGGAUAAUGGUUGACAUUUCAUGUGGUUCGUGUCAACAAUACUAUAUCUUCACCGCCCUUGCAAAUUCACCACUAUAAUGUUCAUGACCAACACAGUCCAUUUUAGUUCAAACAACAAUUAAACAUAACUAGAGUUUUGGAGUUUUACAUAGAGGAAUUUAUUUAGGAAUGUGAUUGCAGUGUUGUAUUUCUACCAAUCUAUAUUCUUAACCCCCUUUGCCUUGGAGUAGAUUGAACCUAGUAUGUCGAUUUAAACAUAUUUUCAUAUAGAACUUUGUACUUUUGUGUGAUGUUGAAUGUCCUCACCGCUAACCAUUUAAAAAAAUGUCUUUAUCUCUUUGUUUUGUUUUAAGAUUUAUAGCCAAUGCAAUCAUAUGUUUUUAGACAUAAGGUACUGAAAAGCCCCUUGUGGAAUGUAGUGUGAGAAUCAUCCCUGUUCCCCAUCAAAACCAAAGUCAACCAAAUAUCGACUGAGUUGCCAGGCAGAAUAGUGUCAUGGUAUCGCUGAUGGUUGUAAAUGUUGCUGCUGCCUAGUAGUUCCCCUAUAGGCCGAUUGGAUAACUCAGCUAUAGAUAGACUAAGUUGUUCGUCCUCAUUUCAUUUGAUUUCAUAUAAAAGGGACAAGAUAAUAUACAAUUGUUAUGGCAAGAAUGUAAUCGUAGGCCUGAUUCCAUUUCGGCCCCUAGCCCUUUGCUGCUUCAUACCCCUUGGUCAAAAUUGCUAAAGGACCGAAAUGGAACCAGACAGUAGAAACAACAUUAAAGCACUGCCACAUAACUAUGGUCAAUUUGUCUUUCCUCAUUCUACCGGUUUUAGUACCGGAUAUGAGGUUAGAAAUAGUUUGGGGAGCUUUAACUCAAUCAUUGCCUGGCUACCCAAACACCUAGCUCCAGUCAAACACUAUUGGCCUGAGCACCUCCCUGUCGGUUUCUAGAACGCAAACUUAUUCUAACUGUUCUGAUUGUCCCAGAAACGGAUGGGUUGGGCCAGAGCCAGAACACACAUGAGUAAAGCGGCGUUUCGAAAAUUGGUCAUUGGCUUUGAUACUCUGAUUGGUUAAAGAUGAUCCAAUUGCUGAUGAUUUUGUUUCGUACAACAACCCUCAUUUUGUCACCAGAAACAACUUCAACGAUGGCAGUCUCAGACUGAAGUAUGUAGCGUACAUAGAGCAGCGGAAUAAUUCCGUUUGAGUCGUCAGGCAAACCAUGCAUCAAAUCAAGGAUAAUGUUAGCAAUAUUCAAUCCGCAGGAAACAGUGUAGUAGAACCACCAGUUGCAAAGAGAAAUAUGUCCAUUGUGCAGUUUGAAGAGCUAGAUGGUUAUCUUUAAACAGGUAUCUGGACACUUUGUAUGAGUAUGCUAAGGUUUGUGUGAGCCUAGGGCUAGUAUGUGAUUGCAGAGGAGAGGACCCUCACGCAGAAAAUCUGGGAGGCUGUGUAGAGCGGUCAGAACCGAACUGCCUGUUACAACUCAUCUAGGUGGUGCGAUGGAUUAGUCAUGUCUGAAUGUGUGAAUGGGAGAUUUGUGCCUCACACAUGCAGACAUUCAGAGUAGUGAAUGCAAAAGCACUUUUAAUGUAAUAUGUGACACAUUGUUCCUUCACUCAGAGCAAAGGGAUGUCCCAACUUUACAUUUCAAGUCAGUAUCCAGUAAUCCAAGAUUAUCUUCAAGGCCCAUAAUACAAUUACAAUAUUUUGGUUUUUAUUUUAUUUAUUUUAUUUUGUGUUUUUUUUAUUAACAGGUCAAUACAAUAUUACAGCCAGAUUCCUCUUGUUAUACUAUUCACAAAGAAGGAACCCUCUCAAAUAUAAGUAUACUGACCAAUGGCAACCAGCAUAUCAGCUCAGUACAGAAAAUGCUUCUCUACAAAUGCUGAGACAGAAACACAGCUACUUUAGCUUACCAGUCCCAGAAGUAGCCCCUUAGCGCCAAUUUAAACAGUUGUUUUGACAUUGUAUGUAAGGUUUAGAUAAAGUACUGUAUUCUACACCUCUGCGUGAUAUGAACUUGGCUGGAGUUCAUACUUGGCCGCCACGGUUGAAGAGUGUUCAUGAAGGAUUUGGUUUUUAGUGUCUUUAAAUGAUCUUGUCAAUUUUGUACGAUGUGUUGUAUAGUGCUGUAUGAUAUAGAAACUAGAGGAAAAUCCCAGCAAUGAUGAAAUAUGGAUGACUGGUCGGUCUGGUCUGGUCAAGAAGUGACAUUCCCAGAAUUGUCUCUGAGCGAGAUGCUGUAACACUGUGCUGAGAGACACUGACCCUGCUGCUGUCAAACAGUUCCUGAACAACUACAGUACAAGUCAAAAGUUUGGGCACACCUACUCAUUCAAGGGUUUUUCUUUAUUUUCACAAUUUUCUACAUUGUAGAAUAAUGGUGAAGACAUCAAAACUAUGAAAUAAUACAUAUAGAAUCAUGUAGUAAGCAAAAAAGUGUUAAACAUAUCAAAAUAUAUUUUAUAUUUGAGUUUCUUCAAAGUAGCCACCCUUUGCCUUGAUGACAGCUUUGCACACUCUUGGCAUUCUCUCAACCAGCUCCAUGAGGUAGUCACCUGGAAUGCUUUUCCAACAGUCUUGAAGGACUUCCCCAUAUGCUGAUCACUUGUUGUCUGUGUUCCAACUCAUUCCAAACCAUCUCAAUUGGGUUGCGGUUGGGUGAUUGUGGAGUCCAGGUCAUCUGGUGCAGCACUCCAUCGCUCUCCUUCUUGGUCAAAUAGCCCUUACACAGCCUGGAGAUGUGUUUGGUCAUUGUCCUGUUGAAAAGCAAAUGAUUGUCCCACUAAGUGCAAACCAGAUGGGAUGGCGUAUCGCUGCAGAAUGCUGUAGUAGUCGGGCUCAUUAAGUGUGCCUUGAAUUCUAAACAAAUAUCCGACAGUGUCACCAGCAAAGCACCAUCACACCUCUUCCAUGCUUCACGGUGGGAACUACACAUGUGGAGAUCAUCCGUUCACCUACUCUGCGUCUCACAAAGACACGGGGGUAACUCAAAUGAACUUAUCCUCUGCAUUAGUGGUAACUCUGGGUCUUUCUUUCCUGUGGCAGGCCUCAUGAGAGCCAGUUUCAUCAUAAUGUUUGAUGGUUUUUGUGACUGCACUUGAAGAAAUGUUCAAAGUUCUUGAAAUUUUCCGGAUUGACUGACCUUCAUGCCUUAAAGUAAUGAUGCACUGUCGUUUCUCUUUGCUUAUUUGAACUUUUCUUGCAAUAAUAUGGACUUGGUCUUUUACCAAAUAGGGCUAUCUUCUGUACACCACCCCUACCUUGUCACAACACAACUAAUUGGCUCAAAUACAUUAAAAGGGAAGGAACUCUACAAAUUAACUUUUAACAAGGCCCACCUGUUAAUGGAAAUGCAUUCCAGGUGACUACCUCAUGGAGCUGGUUGAGAGAAUGCCAAGAGUGUGCAAAGCUGUCAUCAAGGCAAAGGGUGGCUACUGAAGAAUAUAAAAUAUAUGUUGAUUUGUUUAACAAUUUUUUGGUUACUACAUUUUUCCAUAUGUGUUAUUUCAUAGUUUUGAUGUCUUCACUAUUAUUCUACAAUGUAAAAAAUAGUAGAAAUUAAGAAAAACCCUUGAAUGAGUAGGUGUGUCAACUUUUGACUGGUACUGUAUGUAAGAUGAAACAGCUUAGGUCACUGCCAGAAUAAUGUCAGUCUUUAGGAACUUGUGUACUUGGCACUAUGUGCUUGUGGAUGUAUGUGUGCAUGUGCAUCUGUAAAUCUAAACGCCUAUGUUUCUGCUUUGUUCAGUGAUAGUGUAUGGAAGAUGUUUUCAGUUACAACUUAGAUCUUAGUAGCCAGAUCAAGUCAAUCCCAUCAUCGAAGGAAUGACAUUGAUACCCCUGGGAUGUAACGCUAUGAUGAUAGAGGUUUGGCUUCAGGUAAAAGUCAACCUUUGGCCUUAAUGGAUAUCUAAUACAGUAUUCUUUUUUACCCUCGUUCGAGACGUGCCAUUUAUAGGUGUCUUUGCCUCACUCAAAGGGAGAUGAGGACCUCAGACACCUUUCAACCACGUUCAUUUUAGUACAGCAGGGCCGAUUACAUGCAAGUGUGCAAAUGUGCCUAUAGCGUUCUGACCAAUAGCAGCAAUGUACUGCAUAUCCAUUUGAAUUAAUCAAGUUUUUACUAUUUAAUUCUCUAAUGUAAACCAUAAUCAGUUUUAUAAAUAGAUCCCAUUGAAAUAAUUAUAUAUUAUAUUAAAAACAUUAGUGGGGGAACUAUUUUGAUAUAUUUCUACUAAAUCUUUAAUGCUCACGUAGACCAACUCUGUAAGUUCAUGUAACCUAUGGGAGUGGAUAUUAAUUUGCUUGAUUAUAAUGACUGAAAAAGUACAGUAGCUGGGCUGUUCAUUUACAGUAAGGUCCACUUUAGGUUGCCACUUCAGCUUUAUCUCCAACUUGUAUGUUUCAAAAAAAGACUAUGCUCAGUUUGGACUGUAUAUCACAACCUUUCAAAUUGUGUGAAUAAACAAUUGGUAUACAGUGUUUACUUAGCGCAUGCAUUUAGACUGCAGUGUUUUCCCUUGGCGCAAAAAAAUGUGCAACCUCACAUUGUUUUACUCUGUUAAAAAUAACCAAUAAGGCAAAAAACUUAUUUGAAUCCUCCAUGUUCCUUAAACAUUUCUCAAAUGAAAAGAAUAUCACUUUAGUUAGGGCCACGGGAUGUCAUUGAAAGGGGAAGCUGAAUGCCUGUGUAAAGUUUUCAAGUGUUAUGGGGUUGAGUGCUAUCAAUGUAUCUUGAAGGUUUGUGGUUUUACAUAAAAUGUUUGGUAAGCCUCUAUAUAGGGCAGAUUCUUCUAUAAUCGUAGCACUUUUGGAAAAUGUUAUGCCUUUGUUUCCUCCAGUACUUUUUUUUUCUUGUUUAAAAUACCUUUAUUACAAAGUAUAGAUGUCAUAUUUAGCUCUUUAGAAAAAGUUAACGUGUAAAUACAAUAUUAAAUGUUUUAUUUUUUACAGGUACAAUUUUUACAGUGUUUUACUAUCAUUAAGUGUCAUUUGCUUUACUUGCACAAAUGUUCUGUGUGUCUCAUUGAGGGAUCUAUCUGUCGGAUAGUAAAGACUCUAUUUUCACAUCAUUGCUGCCAUUUCAAAUAUGCCACAUUUCUUACCAUCUAUAUCUAUGCUGGCAAUUUGUUUGACUUUUAACCCUUGAUAAAGUAUUCAGAAAGCUAGUGUAUGUAGCUAUCCCAGUAUUUACACUUAAUAAACACACUUGGUUGCCUUAAGCAUUAUUUUUUAAUUGACAGGAUUGACUAAAUGUAUUGGAGUAACUUAUAAGGCUCAAGUGCUUGGGGACACUGAUAUUUUCAUAUACUUUUUAUCCCCAAUAUUUGAGACUUUUAUUGUUCCCUGAUGGAUGACUCCGUAUCUGGUUGGAGGGGUUUCUUCAGUGAGAGACACAGACCUUUAGCAAUUCAUGUCAACCUUCAUUAUAAGCUUCAGUGGUGCCAGUGAACCAUGUUGAAUGUGUAUGUAAGAAACACUGCAAUAUUGCAAUAUUUUGGUAUUGGAUCAAGCUGCUAAUGGAUACUUCUAAAGCUCCUUAAGGUGCUACAGACCUCUUUUCUAGUUCUUUGUUUUGUUUUUACAAAAAUAUAAAAUUGAGUUGUAUGGUC